Molecule: messenger RNA, 577 nt
Organism: Solanum stenotomum
Lineage: Eukaryota; Viridiplantae; Streptophyta; Magnoliopsida; Solanales; Solanaceae
Exons: 3
Biological process (GO): base-excision repair, AP site formation
Cellular component (GO): nucleus
Molecular function (GO): 8-oxo-7,8-dihydroguanine DNA N-glycosylase activity
Source: RefSeq, a predicted model, not a curated record
GUAUUGACUUUCCUGGAGAAAGUUAUCUUAUCCUACUCCCUUCAAUUUCCUACUGAUUCAGAAACAAUUAGGCAUCUAAAACAGGUUCAUGCGAGAACCUCCACCAUACAGAACGUUCAAAGAGAUGUUGAAAAUAUUUAUGGGAAGUAUGCACCGUUUCAGUUCUUAGCAUAUUGGUUGGAGGUGUGGCACUUCUAUGAGGAACGGUUUGGUAAGCUUAGCGAGAUGCCCCACUCGGCAUAUAAACUUAUUACUGCCGCAAAUAUGAGACAUAAAAGAAAGGGCAAAUGCAAGAAGUUGAACAUAACCUCAGCAGAAAAGCUUGGCGUGUAACUUAGAAGGAUAAUAUUGAGGCCUAACUUUGAUAACCUCAACAGAAAAGCUUGGCGUGUAACUUAGAAGGAUAAUGCUCAUGCCUAACUUAAAAUUCAGGCAUGAAUGAUUGAUUAAGGGAUAAUUACAGUCCAAUGCCUUUGGAUAUACAUAAUUAGUGUAUUGAUUUUGUAUAUUUCGGCCAUAUUGGUAUGUUUCCUGAUGAUGAUUAAUGUUAAAUUUGCCUUUUCUUUUGUUGAUGUAA